This is a messenger RNA of Daldinia caldariorum, 1736 nucleotides long. RefSeq lists its product as uncharacterized. NCBI's taxonomy places the organism in Eukaryota, Fungi, Ascomycota, Sordariomycetes, Xylariales, Hypoxylaceae. The coding region runs from base 500 to 1648 and encodes 382 amino acids. The transcript has 2 exons. The record is from RefSeq and is a predicted model, not a curated record.
CUUGUAUCCUUGUACCCUCCGUUUCUCUGUUAUGAGAUGAGACGCUUCGACAUGGGAUAACAUACGCCGGAGGGUUACCAUGAGCGUUCAUAUCCUUGCCGCACCAUGCUAGCUCACCCAUCUGAUCUCAACCCCGACAUGAGGUUUGAUCUACGGAAGGGGCUCGCCAAAGCCUACCUUGGAUAGGUUAGCCCAUCAUAGCUAGUCAUGUCGGUGUUGACUUACAGCCAUCCAGCUGGAUCAGCUAUAUAAUUGCAUUAUCCCAACUUCACAUCGUGAGCUCUUCUCUUUCCUUCUUCUCUCUAUCAAGCUUCAGUCCGUUCUUUGAUAUCUAAUUCGUUUCAGUUCUGCGAACUUUUCGUUCUCAACCUUUCCUUCGUUCUAUUUAUCGUAUACCGCCCGGCCGGUCCUUACUGUUUUAUUCAUUAAACUUUUUAUAUCUUUUCAAAGAGCCUGAGUCUGUUGCUUGACGCCAACUUAGUUCUUUUAUUUCGUCAUCAUGUAUACCAAGACAGCAUUUAUCUCAGCUCUAUUAGCUGUUGCCGAAGCCCGUUUCGGCCAGGAGCAAACACCCGUCGCCGAUAUCCAGGCUCUGGGUCAAUUCGGCAACCCGGGUGAAGCCGCCACACUUGCUGGAGGUGUUCCGGGCGUGCUCCUCGCUGCCGCUGACCCUUGUGCCAAGCUCAGCCACGCUGACAAGAUCGUAACGACUCUCGGCAACGACCCUAAGGUCAUUGCAGCUGCCCAGAAGCUUGUUGCUGCGGAGCAGAACUUCAACCCCUUCGUAGUGUCAGUCCCUAAUAUCUGCGGCGAUGCCAGCCUACCUGCUACGAAAGAACUCCGUGGUAUCGUUCCUCUAGUCGACCCUGCCGUAACUGGCUCCGACGUCGAGAACGCCAACUCGGCGACCUCGCUAAAGUCUCCAUUCGAUGCUACCGGCCUCAGUGUUGCACAAGUGAUGACCGCUCAGGGGUUUUCCAACUUCACUGUCAAGGGAGUUGCCGCGGGUGGCAAUGCCAACAACGGAAACAACAACGCUAGCAACGGUAAUAACCAAAAUAACAACGCCGGCUCAACCACUAUCACUACUUCUGCCGCUUCUGCCACUGCCAGUGCUACUAAAUGCGUCCGUAAAUCGAGGACCAGGACCACUAGUACCGCUGCUGCCACUUCUACUGCUGCUUCCAACAACAACAACAGUGGUAACAAUGCCAGCACAGGUGGUGCAUCUAGCCAAGCGGGCGCCGGUGCUGUUACCGAUGCCGUUACUGGUAACUUCCCCGGUUUCCAAGCCUCCAGCCUUGGCCUUGACUUCGGUACUUGCACGCCCACCGUCAAAUUCGAGGAAUCCCUCAACGGUCGCAAGGCCGGCGAGUUCACCUUCCAGGCUCAGGACCCCGUCGUUAACAAGGGUCAACAGGAAGCUCUCAACCCCAACAUCAUCUUCAACCGCAUCUGCGACCAGCUCGUCAACGUCUGCGGUGCUGCUGCCGACGCCGUUGCCGCCUGCAAGCAAGCCAAGGCUGACCUGGGUUCCGGUCCUAAGGAUGCCUCGACGGCUAACGCCUGGAAUGAGGCUCUUGGCUUUGCUGGUGUUGACAUCAACCCCGACCAGGCUCCCAAGGCCGGCCUUGUCGGCCACACGUAAAGGGGUUUUACCCGGUGUUUAGAGUUGGGUUAGGGGGCCCGUGUCCAUUUGCUUGCGAUUCUGCACAGCAAAGAGCUUCUCGAAGGGA